GCUCAAGUGGUAUAGCACCUGCCUAGCAAGCUUGAAGACCUGAGUUUGAAUCCCAGUACAUGAUUUUUUUUAUGUCUCUUCUUUCCCAGCGUGGUACCAUGAGACGACGCUAUGAAGAUGAUGGCAUUUCAGAUGAUGAAAUUGAAGGCAAAAGAACUUUUGACUUGGAAGAGAAACUCCAUACCAACAAAUACAAUGCUAAUUUUGUUACUUUUAUGGAGGGAAAAGAUUUUAAUGUUGAGUAUAUCCAGCGGGGUGGCUUGAGAGAUCCUCUGAUUUUCAAGAAUUCUGAUGGACUUGGAAUAAAAAUGCCGGAUCCAGACUUCACUGUGAAUGAUGUCAAAAUGUGUGUGGGGAGUCGUCGGAUGGUGGAUGUUAUGGAUGUGAACACACAGAAAGGCAUCGAAAUGACCAUGGCUCAGUGGACACGCUACUAUGAGACCCCAGAGGAGGAGCGAGAGAAACUCUAUAAUGUCAUCAGCCUAGAGUUUAGCCAUACCAGGCUGGAGAACAUGGUGCAGAGGCCUUCCACGGUGGAUUUCAUUGACUGGGUAGACAACAUGUGGCCAAGGCAUUUGAAGGAAAGCCAGACUGAAUCAACAAAUGCCAUCUUGGAGAUGCAGUACCCUAAAGUGCAGAAGUACUGUCUAAUGAGUGUUCGAGGCUGCUAUACUGACUUCCAUGUGGACUUUGGUGGUACCUCUGUUUGGUAUCACAUCCACCAAGGUGGAAAGGUCUUCUGGCUCAUCCCCCCUACAGCCCACAACCUGGAGCUGUACGAGAAUUGGCUGCUGUCAGGGAAACAGGGAGACAUCUUUCUGGGUGACCGUGUGUCAGAUUGCCAACGCAUUGAGCUCAAGCAGGGCUAUACCUUCGUCAUUCCUUCAGGCUGGAUUCACGCUGUGUAUACUCCUACAGACACGUUAGUAUUUGGAGGCAAUUUUUUGCAUAGUUUCAAUAUCCCCAUGCAAUUAAAGAUAUACAACAUUGAAGAUCGGACACGGGUUCCAAAUAAAUUCCGCUAUCCAUUCUACUAUGAGAUGUGUUGGUACGUGUUAGAGCGCUAUGUGUACUGUAUAACCAGCCGCUCCCACCUAACUAAGGAAUUUCAGAAAGAAUCCCUCAGCAUGGAUUUGGAGUUAAAUGGAUUGGAGUCUGGAAAUGGGGAUGAGGAAGGAGUAGACCGAGAACCCCGACGCUUGAGCAGUAGGCGCUCUGUCCUCACUAGCCCUGUAGCUAAUGGGGUCAACCUGGAUUAUGAUGGACUGGGCAAAGCCUGCCGAAGUCUUCCAAGUCUGAAGAAAACUUUGUCUGGAGACUCAUCCUCUGACUCUAGCCGGGGCUCCCACAAUGGCCAAGUGUGGGAUCCCCAGUGUAGCCCCCGAAAGGACAGACAAGUGCAUCUGACCCAAUUUGAGCUUGAAGGCCUUCGCUGCCUUGUAGAUAAGUUGGAGUCUCUGCCACUGCACAAAAAGUGUGUCCCCACAGGGAUAGAAGACGAAGAUGCUCUCAUUGCUGAUGUAAAGGUAAGCAACUAUUGACCUGAAUUUGGAAGAGAAGGGCACAUAGACAUGGGAUAGUCUCUGGUUCAGCCACAGAAAAGUUAAUAUGUGC
Castor canadensis (American beaver) is the source of this 1614-nucleotide messenger RNA. The record is from RefSeq and is a predicted model, not a curated record. NCBI's taxonomy places the organism in Eukaryota, Metazoa, Chordata, Mammalia, Rodentia, Castoridae.